AUGCUUCCCCUUGGGACCUCUUCCCCACCUUGUAGAAUGGAUGAGGAGUUGCCAGAUGAGUUGCUCUUCAAAGACCAUGACUUCUCCUCUGACUUACUGAGGCAGCUCAAUGGCUUAAGGCAAAACAGGAUGCUGACUGAUGUGAGCAUCUGUACCGGGACCUGGGAGGUCCCCUGCCACCGAAGUGUGCUGGCCUCCAGCAGCCCCUACUUCAGGGCCAUGUUCUGCAGCAACUUCCGGGAGAGAAGUGAGCCCAAAGUCCAGCUGAGGGGCAUCGACCCCCCAACUCUGGACCAGAUCAUCUCGUAUGUGUACACUGGGGAGGUGCACAUCACGGCUGAGAACGUCCUGCCCUUGAUGGAGGCAGCCUCCAUGCUACAGUAUCCCAAGCUUCUGGAGGCCUGCUCCUCCUACCUCCAGAGCCAGCUGACCCCCGGCAACUGCCUGGGCAUGAUCAGACUCUCUGAAAUCUUAAGUUGUGAGAGCCUCAAGAAGAAAGCCAGGGAGGUGGCCCUGACGUGUUUUCCAGAGGUGGCUGCAUCGGCAGACCUGAAGGAGCUCUGCGUCUUGGAAUUGAGAGACUAUCUGGGGGACGACGGGCUCUGUGCGGAGGAGGAAAAGGUGUUUGAGGCCCUCAUGGUUUGGGUCAAGCAUGACCUCCAGGCCCGGAAACGACACGUGCAGGAGCUGUUCAAGCAAGUCAGGCUUCAGUACAUCCACCCGGCCUUCUUCCACCAUUUCAUCGCCAACAAUGCCCUCCUUCAGUCCUCGCCCUCAUGCCAGACCAUCCUGGAGACAGCCAAGAGGCAGAUGUUUGCUUUGCACAGUGCCACCAGUGCCCCAGACCUCCAACCUCCAUGGCAUGUCCCCCCAAGAACCUCUUACCAAGAUUUCCUCGUCCUCUUGGGUGGAAGGAAGGACAGCCAGCAGACCACCAGGGACGUUCUGCUGUACAACAGACAGACCGGCCAGUGGCAGAACCUUGCCAAACUCCCGACCCGGCUGUACAAGGCCUCAGCUGUCACUUUGCACCGCAGCAUCUAUGUGCUGGGAGGCAUGGCUGUCGGCACAGGGAAGAACAUGCCCAGCCACAACGUCUACAUCUACUCCCUGAAGCUCAAUCAGUGGAGGCUGGGGCAGCCCAUGCUGGUCGCCCGCUACUCGCAUAAAAGCACUACCCAUAAGAACUUCAUCUUUUCCAUUGGGGGGAUUGGAGAAGGGCAGGAGGUCAUGGGCUCCAUGGAGAGAUACAACAGCAUCUUGAACAUCUGGGAGAGUAUGGCCAGCAUGCCAGUGGGGGUUCUCCACCCUGCAGUCGCUGUGAAAGACCAAAGACUCUACCUUUUUGGGGGAGAGGACAUCAUGCAGAAUCCUGUGCGCCUUAUCCAGGUUUACCACAUUUCCAGAAACACAUGGUUCAAAAUGGAGACAAGAAUGAUCAAGAAUGUGUGCGCCCCUGCAGUGGUGCUGGGGGAGCGUAUUGUCAUCGUGGGAGGUUACACGAGGAGGAUUCUUGCUUAUGACCCUCAAUCCAACAAAUUUGUCAAGUGUGCGGACAUGAAAGACCGCAGCAUGCACCAUGGGGCCACGGUGAUGGGGAACAAGAUCUAUGUAACGGGUGGGCGGCGGCUGACCACAGAUUGCAACAUCGAGGACUUGGCCUCCUUUGACUGCUAUGACCCUGAGACGGAUACCUGGACAUCCCAGGGACAGCUUCCUCACAAACUCUUUGAUCACGCCUGCCUCACUCUCCAGUGCAUACCUCACACUCCCACCUUCUCAUGA
This is a messenger RNA of Puma concolor (puma), 1785 nucleotides long. It is a transcript of the gene KLHL38, whose product is annotated as kelch like family member 38. Gene Ontology annotation, molecular function: protein binding. NCBI's taxonomy places the organism in Eukaryota, Metazoa, Chordata, Mammalia, Carnivora, Felidae. The record is from RefSeq and is a predicted model, not a curated record.